UCUUCAAUGAGUAAGUCAUUAAAUCUAAAUGGGGAUUUUUCGGAAUUAAUCUGUUAUUACAUACCUACCAACAGAUGACUUAAAACGUAGUUUAGCUGAAGUUCUUCGACUUAACAGUAAAUUAAGACGACUUUAUUAUCAUGUCAAAUUAUAAUGAAGGUCAGCUCCAAAAAGCUUUAACAAAGUACAAGAACCAAGAAGUUACCAAAAGAGAAAUUACAAAUGUUUUAAACCAGUAUCGAGAUUUGCGACCAAAAUUGGAGCCUUUUGUUUUUAAUAAUGGACAACAAAAGGAAUUACUUAAUCUUGAAGGCACAAUUCCUGUGUCUUACAGAGGUAAUCAGUAUAAUAUUCCUGUGUGUAUAUGGGUUUUAGACACUCAUCCUUAUAACCCUCCUAUGGCAUAUGUAAAACCAACAAACACCAUGCAGAUAAAGCCAGGAAAAUAUGUUGAUAAUAAUGGAAAAGUCGAUCUACCAUUCAUUAGAGAUUGGAGACAUCCACAAGCUGAUCUGAUAAGUUUAGUUCAGAUUCUUGCAAUGACUUUUGGUGAGGAUUGUCCAGUGUUUUCAAGAGUUACACCUAAGGGAGGUCCCCCUCCAUACUCAUCCAAUUCUGGUAUUGGAGCAGCACAACCACCAUACCCAACUAGUGGAGGUGGAAUGCCGGUUCCUGGAAUGGCUGGUAGUUCUGGUGGAAAUUCCCCAUACCCUUAUCCUAGUUCGACUGGUUAUCCAAGUUCUGGUUAUCCUAAUCCCCCAUAUCCAUCAUCUGGAUAUCCUAGUCAGAGUUAUGGCGGUUAUCCACAAAGCGGUGGAGGUUAUUCAAGUCAAAAUCAAACUUAUGGCGCAACUCCACAAUACCCAGCUCAAUAUCCCUAUAAUCCUCCUUAUUCAUCACAAUCAGGGUAUCAGGGCUCAGCCACAAGUUCAAAUGAUAUGAGACCAGGAACUGGUACUGUAACCGAGGCUCAUAUAAAGGCAUCAUUGUUGUCUGCUGUAGAAGAUAAAUUAAAACGAAGACUAAGAGAGACUUUUGCACAGGCUGAGGCUGAAAUGGAUGUUUUAAAGAAAACCCAGACAGACUUAUCUCGUGGUAAAGAGAAACUAGAAAAGAUGAUAAAAGAUCUAGAAAAUGAGAAGGAUGAGUGUGAGAAAAACACCAAAUUGUUAAGUGAUAAAACAUCAGAGGUGAAAGAGGCUUUAAAAAAGCUAGAGAAUGAUGAUCCAAUGGAUAUGGAUGAAGCUGUUGUUACUACGACACCUUUAUAUAGACAAUUGUUAAAUUCUUUUGCUGAAGAACAAGCUAUAGAAGACACAAUAUAUUAUUUAGGAGAAGGUUUGCGCAAGAAUGUAAUAGAUUUAGAAGUUUUUCUUAAGCAAAUUAGACAAUUAUCAAGACGACAGUUCAUGCUAAGAGCACUCAUUCAGAAAUGUAGAGAAAAGGCCGGAUUGCCUCCCUUAGCAUAAUAUAAAAAUAUAAGAAAUAUGCUUUAAAAAAUAAAGUAAUUAUUACAGAAUGAAAAGAACAUAAUAUCACCAGAUUGUAAAAUGUCCAAACUUUUAUGUCAGGACAUACGUUUUUGAUAGACAAGAACUGUGCAUAAAGAUGUGCAUCGUUUUACUGUGAAUCUUUCUUUUUUUCACCCUAAUUGUUAAUUAUGAUGUCAAGAACAAAGCUAAAUAUUGUAUGUUUAUGUACAUAGAUAAUUUGAGACUUCAAGUCUACCAUUGCAGAAUAUUUCUGCAUCUGUGAAAUUAUUUUACUUGAUUUGUAACUUGUAAAUUAGUUGAGUACAUUAUUAUUUUCAAAAUAAUAUGCUGUUAAACAUUCUAUUUUAUAAUAAUAUAAAUUUUGUGUCUAAAAUAGUAAUAUUGAAAACUAAAUAAAACUGAAAAUAAGUAAUAUAUGUGCUGACAACUUUAAUCAUCAACACUGAUAAAGACUCAUUUAUGGUUAAUUUUUGCCAUGAUGAUAAUUAUACUCCCUUUGAUGUAUUGUACAAAUUAAGAGAUAAAUCUAUAGCAGUACUGGUAAUAUUUGAUUUCAUAAUUUGAAUAUCAAUAAUCGUACAUUUAAUGGAUUGUAUUGUUCAAAAAGAAAUAUUUAUUCACUUUCUGAAACAAAUCUGUCCCCUGUUCAGUUAAGUGUUUGCUUCACGACCUUUGUCUUUGCAAGCCAGGAUUGAAUAUCAUGUGGCUUAUGACAGAAUACUUUUAAAAAAAACUUUGGUUCACGAUGACAAUGGUCAUGUUGUAAAGGUUAAGUUACAUUCACUUCUGCUGAACUCAGGACUGAUCUAUUCAUACCUUUGUUAUUCCAUGAUUCAAAUUAAUAUUUCUGUUUAUUCUUUUAUAAAGACUCAAAGUUUUUCUUAAAAUCACUUGUUUGAUAUAUUUCUCUUUUCUUGACUACUGGUAAAUUGCAGUUGAAGAUUAUGUGUAUAAUUGUUUUGUAUUAUUUAUGUAUUUUUGGAUUAUAUCUUAUUUGUUGUGUUGGAUUUUGAGUAAAAUGAUCUAUUAAGCAUGGUUAUAAUUUUGAGAUGAUAAUUAAAGAUGUACAUUUCUAUGUAUAAAUACCUGUAUAUAAAAUCGUAAUAAUGAUCAUUUUGUAUAUUUCUUGUGAAUUAUUCCAAUAUUCAGACGGCAUCUUUGAUGUCUUCUCUUCUGAUUUGUCACUUCAGAUUUUGAUUUAAGCUAUCUUAAGUUAGUUUUAAUUGUUGUUUUUACACAAUAAUCUUUUUGAGUAUAAUUUUUAAUACUUACUGCUUUAGUGCCGAUGUGAUGGAGAAGCUUUCAAAUUUUUCUUUUUCAUAAUUUUGAUUCUUAUUUGUAAAAUAGGAGAGCUAAUUAAUGUGUAAUAUUUCAUUAAACUAUCUUUUUAUU
Messenger RNA from Patella vulgata (common limpet), 2885 nucleotides. RefSeq names its product tumor susceptibility gene 101 protein. Gene Ontology annotation, biological process: protein transport; endosome to lysosome transport; protein modification process. The transcript is spliced from 11 exons. The record is from RefSeq and is a predicted model, not a curated record. Lineage: Eukaryota; Metazoa; Mollusca; Gastropoda; Patellidae. The coding region runs from base 141 to 1469 and encodes 442 amino acids. Gene Ontology annotation, molecular function: ubiquitin binding. Gene Ontology annotation, cellular component: ESCRT I complex.